CUGACUGUUAUUUAGAAGCUCCUCUCCGCUAUUCUCCCGUCGGUCUGAACUGGUGAUAGCGGCUCCAGUGCGAUCCGCCAUGGCCGCGCUGUCAGGAGGAGAGAUGUGCAUCAAAUACCUGAUGUUUGCCUUCAACCUGGUCUUCUGGCUUGCAGGCACUGCUGUGUUUGCUAUAGGCCUGUGGCUCAAGUUAGACCAGAAGACCAAAAGCCUGUUUGAAGGAUCAGACUCUCCAUUUGUGUUUUACACAGGUGUAUAUAUCCUGAUUGGAGCCGGAGCACUAAUGAUGGUGGUGGGUUUUCUGGGAUGUUGUGGGGCCAUCCAGGAGUCGCCCUGUAUGCUGGGACUGUUCUUCUUCUUCCUGCUUAUCAUAUUUGCGGUUGAGGUAGCAGCUGGAAUCUGGGGAUUUUCCAACCAAAGCAAGGUGGUGGGUGACAUCACAGCGUUCUACAGGCAGACGUACAGCAACUACAGGUCAACAAGAGAUGAGCGACUAAAAGAGACACUGCGGGUGAUUCAAGCCGAGCUGAACUGUUGUGGUCCAAAUGGUGGGGUCGAAGAACCUGAAAAAGACAUUUGUCCCCGGGGAGAACCACUUGAGGAGCUCAUUAUUAAGAGCUGCCCUGAUGCCAUUGAUGAGGUGUUUGACUCCAAGUUGCACAUCAUAGGAGGAGUUGGCAUCGGCAUUGGCGUUGUUAUGGUGUUUGGGAUGAUCUUUAGCAUGCUCCUGUGCUGCGCCAUCAGGAAGUCUCGGGAGGUGGUGUGACACCCACCUAAAGUCCUUGUUAAUGUUGCAUGAUGUCAUUCCUGGAGUCGCAUGACUCUCCACUGCCAAUAGAAACACUGCUUGUUCAAAGGGGGAUAACCUAAGCUAAGCUGGGUGCAGAUAUUUCUGAUUUCAAACUACAUCAGUUCUAACUGUGCUGCUGACACUUGGGCCCACCUUCCUGGACUAGAUAGAUGCAAUGUGGUUGUUAGGCCCAACUAUAGAAUGGGUGUCAUCUGUGCUUCAGUGGCAGUGUAGUACAGAAAUGUGUAAUUUUGUGGCAAUUUGACUAAAAUUAGUGUUUGUGAACUGCUAAUUAUCUAAACAAAGGAUCAUACUAUUGUAUACUGAUCACAUUUCUAUUGCUAUCACUUGGGGUCACCUACUGGCAAGAACAGUCACAGUCCAGGGCCAAAAGAAAAAGGCAAACACCACCACUUCAGCACAAAACAGCAGUAGCCAACGAAUACAACUCCUUUUUCUUACAACACUGAAGUAAAAUCAUGGUGACUAGUAGCCAACUGAAUGCCGAGCUGUAAACUAUGAUGACUGUGGUUUUACCCAGCUUGGUAUUAGAGUAGCAUUUAGGUUCCUUUGUCAUAAUGUUGUUUCAUUUCUUCCUUUACUUUCUUUAACCACCUCCUAAUUUGCCCAUGUUCGAAACGCCUUUUGAUUUUGUUGUCAUAUUUUGUAAAUGUCUUCUUUUUUUAUUCAGUAAGAUUUCUAAUGUUAGCUGUUUAUAUGGUACACGCAGUUUGAUGAUGUAUUUUAUAAUGUCCUGUUCAUUUUACAGAGAUUGGGUUGAUUUACACCAUAUGCACUAUGUUUCACAGAGACAAAUAUUAUAUGAUGAGCCAAAUAAAGUAAAAUGUACUCGA
Messenger RNA from Stegastes partitus (bicolor damselfish), 1644 nucleotides. RefSeq names its product CD9 molecule a (gene cd9a). The record is from RefSeq and is a predicted model, not a curated record. Gene Ontology annotation, cellular component: plasma membrane. The transcript is spliced from 8 exons. Bases 80 to 766 code for a protein of 228 amino acids. NCBI's taxonomy places the organism in Eukaryota, Metazoa, Chordata, Actinopteri, Pomacentridae.